AUGUCGACCAGCGCAGGCGUCAACGUUCUCCGGUACUCGGCUCUCGGCUUGGGCGUCUUCUACGGCUUCUACCACCAGCGGAAGAUCUACUCGGCAGAUAAGGUGGCUGCUGCAAAGCAGGAAUACGAGCACAAGCAGAAGCUCAUUGAGCAGGCCAAGGCAGAGUACAGCAAGUCGAAGCUGCCGCCAUCAUCAGGCAGCGGACUGAACCAGGACCCGACGGACCCCAAGUUCGACCUCGAGGCAUACCUGGAGUCGUUGGCAAAGGCGAACCCAUAG
Molecule: messenger RNA, 279 nt
Organism: Grosmannia clavigera kw1407
Lineage: Eukaryota; Fungi; Ascomycota; Sordariomycetes; Ophiostomatales; Ophiostomataceae
Product: mitochondrial ATPase, f0 complex, subunit e
Exons: 3
Coding region: 1-279 (92 amino acids)
Biological process (GO): proton motive force-driven ATP synthesis
Molecular function (GO): proton transmembrane transporter activity
Source: RefSeq, a predicted model, not a curated record